This is a messenger RNA of Nerophis lumbriciformis (worm pipefish), 1263 nucleotides long. Lineage: Eukaryota; Metazoa; Chordata; Actinopteri; Syngnathiformes; Syngnathidae. The record is from RefSeq and is a predicted model, not a curated record.
AUGUCAAACUCAGGAGGUCGCAGACUGAAGCAGUGGCUGAUUGAGCAGAUCCAGAGUGGACAGUAUGCUGGGCUCCUGUGGGAGGAUGGAAGCCGAAUUAUGUUUCGAAUUCCAUGGAAACACGCAGGGAAACAGGAUUACAAUCAAGAAAUAGAUGCAUCCAUUUUCAAGGCAUGGGCCGUGUUUAAAGGCAAAUUCAAGGAGGGCGAUAAGGCCGAACCCGCAACUUGGAAGACCAGGCUGCGUUGUGCGCUUAAUAAAAGUCCAGAUUUCGAGGAGGUGACAGAACGCUCUCAGUUGGACAUCUCGGAGCCUUAUAAAGUCUACCGAAUCGUACCUGAGGAUGAGCAGAAACAUGGAAGAAGCUCCAUGCUGUCGGUGGCAACCAUCAGCAGCUCUGGUAACAUGGACUUGGACUGCAGUCCUACAGACAUAGAAGGACUAAUUAAAGAGGAAGAAGGCUGUCGGAUCCAGACAAGUCCCGAGUAUUGGCCACAGACAAGUGCCAACGCCUUCUCACUGCAUCACGAUCCGUUACCGUCUGGCACUUACAGCUCAGCCUUCUCCCAAAUGAUGAUCUUCUUCUAUUACGGAGGCAAAUUGAUGAACAACACAUUGGUCACACAUCCCGAAGGCUGUCGCAUCUCCCCGGCCCAGCAGCACCUAGGGCGCGGUACACCCUACAGCUCGGACAGCAUGCAGAGCGUUUAUUUCCCUCCUGCCGAACUCAUCGAGUUUGAACGGCAGCGCCACGUCACCCAAAAGCUUUUGGGCCACUUGGAGCGAGGGCUUCUCCUGAGGGCCAAUCAGGAGGGCAUUUUCAUCAAGAGGCUAUGUCAGAGCAGAGUUUUCUGGAGUGGUCUGGCUGAUGUGGGCUCACAUUAUAGCCCAGUGCCUUGUAAACUGGAAAGGGAUUCUGUGGUGAAGAUUUUUGACACUGGGAAAUUUCUUCAUGCACUGCAACUGCACCAGGAAGGUCAGCUUCCAGCUCCUGAUCCCACGGUGACGUUGUGUUUUGGAGAGGAGCUUCAUGAUCUCAGCACUGCCAAAAACAAGCUGAUAAUCGUCCAGAUCACGGUGGUGAAGUGUCAGCAGCUGCUGGAAGCGGUGAAUUUGCGGCGCUCGCAGCCGUGCUGCUCCAACAUGGAGAUGUGCGAUGACGUCUCAGCAGAGCAGAUGGCCAACAUCUACCGGGACCUGUGCAGCUACAGUGGUCCCCAGAGGUCUGCCUGCUACAGAGAAAACAUGCCCAUUACCGCCUGA